Messenger RNA from Arctia plantaginis, 7545 nucleotides. The record is from the annotation of a GenBank genome assembly. NCBI's taxonomy places the organism in Eukaryota, Metazoa, Arthropoda, Insecta, Lepidoptera, Erebidae.
AUGACAAUAUCAAUGAAAGAGCAAGACCAAAUGCCAGGGGAGAUGGCAUUCCCCGAGGCAAAGUUAAAGGCACUGGAGGAGAAGAUUUCACAUCCUCGUUGGGUUGUGCCUGUUUUACCAGAACAGGAAUUGGAAGCACUGCUUAUUGCUGCUACUGAGUUAGCAACCAAAGGUGAAGAUAAAAACAAUCUAGCAUGCCAACGAUUUUACAAUGAUGCUUUAACAGUGUCCUUUACAAAGAUACUAACAGACGAUGCAGUAUCAUCUUGGAAAAAUAACAUACAGCAAUGUGUUCGUUCAAAUUGUGAAAAGCUUGUCAAACUCUGUGUUAUGAAGUUAGAUGACCCACGAUUUUUGAAUCUAUUGUCUAUGGCAUUUAAUCCCAACAACAAAUUCCAUACAUUUAAUGCAACAAGAACUAGUGAAGGUUUGUCUGUAUCUUCUCCUGGUCAGGGAACCACACAGGAGGUUGAAGUAUUUGCUAAAUCUCAGGAUCACCGUGCACCCAGAGGAUGGCUGGUCCAUGUAAUUAAUAUAUUUGGACAGGCAGGAGGGUUUGUGAAACUUCGAGAACGUUUUGAAACUAUAAUGGGGUUUCAAAAAACAGAUCUCACAUCAUCAAUAAAUUCUGAAGAGAAAGUAUCUACAGAAAUAACAGAGAAAGAAAGUAAAGAAGAUGCAUGUGAUAAAGUUGAUAGUACUGACAUUGCACCAUUGAUAGCUGAUAAUGGAGAAUAUUCGACAACACCCCGUAGUGAGCAACCGUUGUCGCUGGAGCAAACGAUGAGUGGCGAGACGCGCGUUACAGCAGUGUGGCAGCUGCUAAGACCACUCGGACUCUGUCACGAACUUCUCACAUCACACACUGUUACCACGUACCUGUUACCUGUACUUGAAUGUAUUCCUACACUUCUCGAGAGUUUAACUGAUGAGGAACUGAAACGAGAGGCACGUGGUAGUGAAAAUAAGACUGAUACUGUUUCGUGUUUAAUUCGCGCAUGUAAAUACGUUUCCGUGAAAACACCCCACCAUCACAGUUUGUUAAAAUCACUUGAAAUGUUUCGGUUGAAAAUGAUUUUGCGAUUGCUACAAAUGUCAUCUUUCAAUGGAAAAAUGUCAGCUUUAAAUGAAAUAAAUCAACUUAUAAGUACAUUUUCACAACAACCAAAACCAGAAUGGCUUACUCCUGCUGUCAUCACAACUUGGAUCCGUGAAAACAAGGUCGUGGACAUAGUUUUACGUGACUCCCUUCAUCAGCCCCAAUAUGUAGACAGGUUAGAGAAAAUGCUUAGGUUUAUGAUAAAAGAAAACUCACUGACAAGAGACGAUUUAGAUGCUAUAUGGAAGGCUCAACACGGGAAACACGAGGCUAUUGUUAAGAAUUUACAUGAUUUACUAGCAAAAUUAGCGUGGGAUUUCACUCCUGAGCAGUUGGACCACCUCUUUGAUUGUUUUAAGGCAAGUUGGGCAACAUCAAGCAAAAAGCAAAGUGAUAAAUUAUUAGAAGUUAUAAGAAGGCUUGCUGAAGAUGACAAAGAUGGUGUAAUGGCAAACAAGGUAUUAGUACUAUUUUGGAACUUAGCACAUUCAGAUGAAGUCUGUACGGAAAUCUUGGAUGUUGCAUUGGCUAACCUCAUAAAAAUACUGGAUUACAGUUGUAGUCAAGAUCGUGAUGCACAAAAGACUCUUUGGUUAGACAAGUGUGUAGAAGAGUUGAAAACCAAUGAGAAAUGGGUAUUACCAGCACUUAAAAUGAUGCGUGACAUAUGUUGUCUGUAUGAGGCCACGGUGACGGACCGUACGGGACUGCGACCACACGUAACUAGACAAGAGCUCAUUGAUAGAUUACAGACGCAGCAUUCGCUUGUGAUACUUGUCACAGACUCUUUAACUCAUUAUAUGGAUACAGUCAGAAACAAAUUAACAGAAGAUGGGGAAAUAGAUUGGGAGAAUUGGCUUCCAGAUGGCAGGUAUCCACAUACGGCUCAAGUUCAUGAAAGACUUAGUUUUUUGAGAUUUCUAUUAAAAGAUGGACAAUUAUGGCUGUGUGCAGAACAGGCGAAACAAAUUUGGGUGUGUAUAGCUGAAAAGCCUGCACAUCUGGGAGAUCGCGAGGCGUGUUUUCGGUGGUUUAGCAAGCUAAUGGGGGAAGAACCGGACUUAGACCCUAAUAUUAAUUUACAUUUUUUUCGAAAAAAUAUAAUGACAUUACCACCUAACUUAUUGACCCACGCCGGUAUCAAAUGUUUUGAAAGAUUUUUCAAAGCUGUAAAUGCCAAGGAAGGCAAGCUAAAAAUUAAGCGACGAAGUUUUUUACUUAAUGACGCUGAUCUCAUAGGGUUAGAUUAUUUAUGGAGGGUGAUAACAGAGUGCUCAGACGAAAUCUCGACGCGCGGCAUCGAGCUUUUGCGGGAGGUGUGCACGUGCGUGGGCCCCACACUUACGCCCGCGCACCACCACGAGGCUUUCCUCACGCAGUGCUGUGCGCGUACGCAACGCAUGCAGAAGGAAAUGGAGGCGCACGAAGAUUCGUCAGAGGGAUGUACGAGAAUGUGUAGAGUAAUUCGUGCCAUACAAGAAUAUAUAAAUGAAUGUGAUAGAAGAUUUUCCGCGGAGCGACAGAUACUACCUAUCUACAGGUCCGGCCGUGGCAGACAAUGUUCUAUAAUAGUCAGAUUUAAUUUUCAAACUGGCCAAAGACAAGUAGAGGAUAUUGAGUUAUUUUCGCACUCAAAUGAAACGCUGCACUCGUUACGUGCGACGAUUCAAAGGAGGUUGAAAUGUACUUCGGAAAGUAAUAUAAAAUUAGAACUAUAUGUAAAUAAAUUGGAGUUGUAUGUUAAUGGAGAGUUAUUAGAUUCUAGUCACGAUAGAAAGAUACUUUCGCAAAUACCGCUCCGAGACAAAACUGUGAUUGUUGCAAAGGUAUAUGAUGGACAAGUAUGUGGUAGUGGUGGCUGUGGUUCGUCUAACGAGUCCAGUAGCGAUUCCAGUACUUCGUCGUCUCCACACUCACCUACACCCGAACACGCGUUGCCGGGCGUUCUUUUUGCUCAAGGAUCCUGGUAUUUGCCAUUUAUAUUAGAAUUGGAACAUAUUGGAAUUACAAAGAGUCAUGGACAGCUGACUGAAGCGGCACAUUUAUUAUCGCAGAUUUGUCCCGCACACAAACUGACUGCGGACAAAUUGACAGAGUCGUUACUUUGUCGAGAAGAUACAAAACUAAGGGACAUGCUUUAUGGCCCUGCACCACCUACUGUGGCCUACAACGUGGAAGUUUUAUACAGCAUGGUAAUGCCAUCAUCGGACACCAGAUUGGACCGUUGUCGCAGUUUUCAGUUAGCUUGCGUUAAGAAGGCACCUCUCUUGGUACAAUGUUUGUCAGACAAAGAUUUUUUACAAGAUGCUGCACCGCAUACACGGAGGGUUGGUUAUUUGGCUCUAGUCAGGUUGGCUAAAUUAGCAUUAUACACAUUAGGCCAUUUGUUUGAAAUCCUUGCUCCAGAUGGGUCAGACAUUACUGUGGACAAGGAAUUUAGGAUGGAUGUUACAAUAUUACGGGAAGCUUUACAGACUGUGCCUAAUCACAGCUGUGAGUUGAUGGUGAAAGCGAUUGCUGAGAAGUUGGCCAAUACGUUAGGGGAGCAGAUGGUAAUUAGCGGCGAAGAUAGUGACUCCGUGUCAACGCUGGUGUGGUGGCGCGUCCCCACCACAGCUACAGUUCGCGCACUUUAUAGUCUUGCGUAUUCUGUGGCGCAUCCCAACGAAGUAAAUGGAAUGGUUCACCUGGAUGAUGUUACACUUGUACGGGAGUGUAUGGAGGUAGUAACUAUCUGCAUGGCUCUGGGUGGAGGACAUCUAGAGUCACUCCUGCAUGAACCGUGGUGGCAGGACACGGCUCUCUAUUUGAUGAUCGACUGUCCCAAUCCGCAGGUGCGGGUAUCGUGCGCGGAGCAGCUGCUAGCGAUGUGCGCGUGGGGCGGAGGCGGCGGAGCGCGCGCGGCGCUGGGCGCGCUGGGCGGCGCUGCGCCGCGCGGCCUCACCGCCGCUCGCCUCCAGCGCCACGCGCGGCACGCUCAGCAGUUUCUGCAGCUGCUGUGUCGCUUAGUUGCGCUCGCUGGACCCACUGCGCGCACGCUCGACGAUCUGGCGCUGGAGGUGGCGUGGCUUAGAGCCGUGCGUGCGAGUCACGAGACAUUGGACGAUACUUUAUUGGAGGGACAUCUGAAUCUUACGAAAGAGUUGUUCGCUCAUGUUCCUGCUCAAGUUAAAUACCAAUACGGUGCGAACACUGAGCACAAAGACUCUGGACUGAUCAAGGAGGUGACAACAGAAUUUCUUUGGUCGUACUCGUGGGCUUGGUGUUGCAUGGGAAACGGUAGUGGCGAGGCGGGCCCGGGCCCCGAGCCCGCGCCGCCGCUGUGUCGCUCGGCAGGCGCCGCGGCCGCAGCCACUGACUUGCUGCUGGCGCUCGUACAUGGCUGUGUACCCAACAUGGCUGCUCUCGCACACUUACUCGAGCAAAUGUUCUACAGCGAUAAGAGUAUGGCUCUAUCGGAAUGGGAGUAUAUGCCAUGCGUGGGACCUCGACCACCAGCCGGUCUCGUCGGUCUAAAGAAUGCAGGCGCCACGUGCUAUAUGAACUCAGUACUGCAACAGUUAUAUUGCGUGCGAGCCGUUCGGGAUGCACUACUCGCAGUCCAAGGUGCUGCUACAGAUAUUAAUGAGGACUUCUCUGGGGAAAUCCAUCACCACAGUAUAAUGGAAAAUAACAUUGAGAACAACACAGACUACAAUAUUACCAUAUUAAAACAAGUUCAGGCAAUAUUUGCUCAUUUACAUUACAGUAAGCUGCAGUAUUAUAUUCCCAGGGGGCUUUGGGCACAUUUUAGAUUACAAGGUGAACCAGUAAAUUUACGUGAACAGCAAGAUGCAGUAGAGUUUUUUAUGUCAUUAGUUGAGUCAUUAGAUGAAGCUCUUAAAUCCCUUGGUACAGAACAGCUUAUGGCUAAAACUAUGGGCGGCACAUAUUCAGACCAAAAAAUCUGUAAGGGAUGCCCUCACAGGUACUGUAAGGAAGAACCCUUUAGUGUAGUGUCGUUAGACAUCAGGAAUAUGUCGCGAUUGCAAGAAUCUUUGGAAGCUUACGUCCGAGGAGAGCUAUUAGAAGGUGCCGACGCAUAUCACUGUGAUAAAUGUAAUAAAAAGGUGGUAACAGUAAAACGAUUAUGUUUAAAUAAACUGCCUCCAGUAUUAGUUAUACAAUUAAAAAGGUUCGAAUACGACUUUGAAAAAGUGUGUGCAAUAAAAUUUAAUGACUACUUUGAGUUUCCACGGGAGCUCGAUGUCGAACCGUAUACAGCGUGGGGCUUAGCUCGAGCCGAAGGAGACGCUUCGUUAUGGGAAGGUGGCGAUGAAAAAGCGCAGGAAACUCAUUAUCAGCUUAGCGGUAUCGUCGUACACUCUGGACAAGCUUCUGGUGGACACUACUAUUCAUACGUGUUGCUUAGAGAUAACGGUAGUGAAACUGGUCGAUGGGUGAAGUUGGACGAUGGUGAUGUAUCGGAAUGUGGCAUGCACGAUGACGAAGAGAUGAAGGCGCAGUGUUUUGGCGGUGAAUAUAUGGGCGAGGUAUUCGAUCCUAUGCUGAAAAGGGUGUCGUACAAACGGCAAAAACGGUGGUGGAAUGCAUACAUGUUGUUUUACACGAGAAGGGACACGAUAGAAACUUCCGCUCUAGAACAAUCUAUAAAGACCAUGACACUUAAGGAAAGCUUUAUUCCCAGACCGAUCUGGCUAUCAGUUCGUCGCAGUAAUAUUGCAUUUUCUCAUAACCAAGAUCAAUUCAGUCUUGAGCACUUCAAUUUUAUGAAAAAACUGUGUUGCAUGCGAUUGCAAAUGUUGCCAGGCUCUCAAAAUGCGGUUUGGGGUCCCGAGCACGAAGAAAUGUCAAUGUUAGCUGUACAAUUGGCAACAAAUUUUUUAUUUCAAGUAGGAUUCCGGACGAAGAAAACGCUUCGUGGACCUGCGACUGACUGGCACGACAUAUUGUGUCAACAUUUAAGAUGUUCUCAAGCCGUCAGAGCGUGGUUCGCGACGGAUCUCUUUAGGCAUCCACAUAGACUUUGCGACUAUUUGUUAUCUUGUCCUACUGCUGAAGUACGGGUAGUUUUUAUGAAAGUAAUAGUAUUCUUGGCGCAUUUCUCAGUUCAAGACCCACCAGUGAGCAACGGUUACGGGUCGUGGAGCUCCCGCGACGAGGCGGUGUCGCUGUCGGACCAGCUGCUGUGCAGCGCGCGCGCGCUGGGCGUGGCGCCGCUCGACGCGCUCGCGCAGCGCCACCUGCCUCUACUCUUCAACUUGUUUCAUACGUACGCUAGCUUAGGAAUUAGCGAAAAACAUCAACUUUUAAGGUUGAAAGUCCUCGAUGUCGUGUUAUCCAUAUGCAUGGAUGAUUCGAACUCGUCCAUGGGCAAAUACCAAUACCCCGAGUCUGCUAAAAUUCAUCAGGUGGUAUGUGCCUUGGUGCGCUGCUGUGACGUGAGCUCGCGGUGCCAAUCUGCGACGACAGGCACCGCGGGGAGUGUUGGUGGUGCGGCUGUCGCCGUGGGUGCGAGCAACGCGGGGUGCACGAGUGGCGCGGGAGAAGUCACGGCGCCACUGCCUAACCCCUACGCUGAACCACCGCCGCAACACCACCACGGCCCUCGACCGCAGCUCUCGCCCGCUGUAGCAGACGUGCUUUACAAUAGGACUGGUGUCUACAUGAAAAAACUAACAGAAGAGUGUUGUGGAUGUGAAGAAGGAAUCCGACUGCUCCAGUUCUUAUGUUGGGAACAUGCGGGUUGGUCACGCAUUGCGUUGGCUGAGUUGCUAUGGCAGAUGGCAUACGCAUAUUGCCACGAGCUACGGAGACAUUCGGAUGCGCUCACCGCACUGCUACUUAUGGAGGACAGCUGGCAGCAGCAUCGGAUACAUAACGUUAUCAAAGGUGUAUCAGAAGAGCGGCCAGGACUUCUAGAGACAGCGGCGCGGGCCCGAGGGCACUACCAGAAGCGCGCGUACGCGUGUGUGAAGCUCGUGGUUGGCGUCAUGUGUCGCGCGCCACACGCCGUGCGCGCCGUGCACGCUCAGCCCGACGCGCGCCGCCGCUGGAGGCAGCUACUCGCCUGGCUGCAGGACGAGCUCGACCGUAAGUAUGGUAGUGGCGGUUACGGUUCCUACGGCACGUGGUCUCCUCCGAGUACUUCUAAUGAGACCUCCAGUGGAUAUUUCUUGGAGCGAAGCAACUCCGCUAGAAAAACACUAGAAAAGGCUUACCAGUUAUGCCCAGAAGAAGAUGAGGAAGAUGAAGACGAAACACGAGAAGGCGUGGAGGGUUCGGGCUCGGGUGACGCCGCUGACGACAGUGGCGAUGAUGAUGAGGCUGCAGACGAGGAGCCUGGCUCGCGGCAACUGCACCUGGCGCCGCCCGCGCCCGCCUCCACGCCCGCGCCCGCGCCCGCGCUCGCUCCCGCUCCUCGCGAUCCGCUGCCGCCGCUGUGA